This is a messenger RNA of Rodentolepis nana, 450 nucleotides long. The record is from the annotation of a GenBank genome assembly. Lineage: Eukaryota; Metazoa; Platyhelminthes; Cestoda; Cyclophyllidea; Hymenolepididae.
AUGAAAAUAGGAUUCGUAUUCUUUCUCUGUGCACUAACUGGUCUCAUCGCAGAAGCUCGUCGGGUUGAAAAUCUCCCCCAGUUUUCUGAAUCGCUGUUUGAACCCUCAGAACCAGCAGUUAAACAGGAACCAGUUGAAGAAAAUGUUACACUAGAAGAGGCUGAUGGGCAUAUUUCUACUGCAGAAUUUGAGGAAUCGACAACGGAGUCAUCUUUUUAUUCUUCUGAAACAUCAACUCCUUUGGAGUCCCAAAUCGACAUGAAUUCUGCUAUUUCCUCGUCAGCGACAAUUUCAACGAUGGAGCCAAUGAUAACUUUAGCCUACACUGAUGACUUCCACCCUGAUCCCUUCCUAGCUGCUGCAAUCAAAGCUGCUGAAAGUCCUAUUUAUCAAAGGAUCCGAGAACCACCAUCUGAAGGGUAUAACUACGAUUUUUUGCAGGAAAUGUAA